AUGGAGCAAUUACCACCAAAAGUUCCAUUAAUGAAACACAAUUGGGUAAUGCCAUUGCCAUCCUCCUCAGGCCAACAGAAUUUUUGGGUUGACGAAUUCUUCGAUUUCUCAGCCACACGGCGGAACUCCCACCGGAGGACGGUAAGUGACCCCAUUGCCUAUGUGGAGGCGUCGAUCUUGGAACAAAACCAUAAUCCAAAUGAAAACUUUAUGGAAACAUGCAACAAAAAUAAUGGGUUUGAAAGAUUGGAUGACGAGCAGAUCCGGCACAUGUUUUCCGACAAUGGCGCGAUGAAGGUAGGCUCUGCAACUAGGUCAUCCUCCAAUUCGUCGGAUCAAAAUAGCGACAAUGAUGAUAAGAAAACGCUACUGGAGAGCCACCGCGUGCGGCAGAAAAAUGAGCCUGGGGAGGUGGACAGUGUAGGCAAACCAUCAGCAGAAACUCCGCCUCCUGCCACGGCCUCCAGUUCUUUGGAUAAUGGCUCCGGGGACGCCAUUAUUGACCCAAAAAGGAUUAAAAGAAUUUUAGCCAACCGGAAAUCAGCUCAAAGGUCAAGAGUGAGGAAACUGCAAUAUAUAUUAGAGCUUGAAAGGAGUGUAACAACAUUGCAGAAUGAAGUAUCAGCAUUGUCACCAAAGGUUGCAUUUUUAGACCAUCAAAGGCUGCUUCUGACUGUGGAUAACGGUGCUCUUAAGCAGAGGAUAGCAGCAUUGGCUCAAGAUAAAAUUUUCAAAGAUGCCCACCAAGAAGCAUUGAAGAAGGAGAUUGAGAGAUUGAGACAAAUAUAUGGAGAACAGAACAUGAAGAAGAAGAACAUGGGCGAAGAAGCCAUUGUUGGUGCACAAACACCAGAAAUAAAUCAUUCCGAACAGUGA
This is a messenger RNA of Fraxinus pennsylvanica, 876 nucleotides long. The record is from the annotation of a GenBank genome assembly. NCBI's taxonomy places the organism in Eukaryota, Viridiplantae, Streptophyta, Magnoliopsida, Lamiales, Oleaceae.